Carica papaya (papaya) is the source of this 1344-nucleotide messenger RNA. Lineage: Eukaryota; Viridiplantae; Streptophyta; Magnoliopsida; Brassicales; Caricaceae. The record is from RefSeq and is a predicted model, not a curated record.
UUAGCCAAACUCCUCGUCUCCAACCACGGCUUACAAGUCACAUUCAUUUUACUCAGUGAUGGGUCGCCCAUGAACUCCCAAAAACGACUAUUCCAAUCCUUACCCACUUCCAUUUCUGCCAUCUUUCUCCCUCCUCUGUGCUUAAAUGAUUUGCCUGCGAAUACCCAGAUCGAGACUCGGAUCAUGACGUGCCUGACUCGGUCUUUCAAAGCUUUUAGAGAGUCAUUCAAAGUCCUUACUGAGUCAACCCGGGUUGUCGCACUCGUUGUCGACCUUCUCGGGCCGGAAUAUAUGGAUGUGGUUCAAAGAUUUACCUGAACCAGUCAUCUUGCCUGGGUGUACUCCACUUCAUGGUACAGAUUUUCCAGACUCGAUUCAAAAUAGAAAAAGCCCUAUGUACAAAGAAUUUGUAAAAUGGAGCAGACGCUCCUUACUAGCGACAGGGAUGAUGGUCAAUAGCUUCUUCGAGUUGGAAACGAAGACGUUUAAGGCAUUUAUGGAAGAACCAGAUGUUCCUCCAAUUUAUCCAAUUGGACCAAUGGUACGCACCGGUUCGAGCAAAGAGGUUGAUGAGUCUGGCUGCUUGAAAUGGUUAGGAGAACAACCGAGCGAAUCGGUGCUUUUCGUGUGUUUCGGCAGUGGGGGCACGCUAACUCAAAAGCAACUCACUGAGUUAGCGUUCGGACUAGAAAUGAGCGAGCAAAGAUUCAUCUGGGUUGUUCGGAAUCCAAACGAAAAAGCUAAACACGGUAGCUAUUUCAUCGACGACGAUGAAGAUGGAGUAGAUUUCCAUUUCCUGCCAGAUGGGUUCGUGGAGAGGACAAAAGGGUCGGGUCUAGUUGUGUCAUCAUGGGCGCCCCAGGUUGAAAUACUGAGUCAUGGCUCAACCGGUGGAUUCUUGACACACUGCGGAUGGAACUCGACACUGGAGAGCAUUGUUAAUGGCGUCCCGUUGAUUGCAUGGCCGUUGUACGCAGAGCAGAGGAUGAAUGCAGUGCUGCUGGCAGAUGAUUUGAAGGUAGCAUUUCGAGUUAGAGAGAACGAAGAAGGUAUAGUGGUGCGUGAGGAUAUUUCAAGAUACGCGAGAGAAAUAAUGGAAGGAGAAGAUGGGAAAAUGGUAAGGAAGAAGAUGAGAGAGUUCAAGGAUUCGGCGUUAAAUGCUUUGAGCCAAGAUGGAUCAUCCACCAAGUCUCUUGCCAAAGUUGUAGAGACCUGGAAGAAGCUGGAACAGUAGUAGUAAUAAUUUAGAAAGUAAUUUUCUGUCAAUUUUACUUUAUUAGAAAAAUAAUGUAUCUUUCUCUUUUAGACAAAUAAGGAGACAUUUCUAGAAAUUGUAAAUUUAAU